Messenger RNA from Schistosoma spindalis, 1107 nucleotides. NCBI's taxonomy places the organism in Eukaryota, Metazoa, Platyhelminthes, Trematoda, Strigeidida, Schistosomatidae. The record is from the annotation of a GenBank genome assembly.
AUGGUUAUUGGCUGUUGCACACUAAAUAAUAUUUCGGAAGAUGCCAAAACGCGAAGUGAUGCAAAUAAACAGAUUGAGAAAUUAAUUGAAAAGGAGAAAAAGAACUUUAAAUCUACACACAGACUACUCCUUCUGGGUGCUGGAGAGUCUGGGAAAUCGACCAUUGUUAAACAAAUGAGGAUAUUACACAUAGAUGGCUUUUCAGAACGAGAAAAGAAAGAAAAGAUUGAUGCAAUCCGGAAAAACCUCCGUGACGCUAUUUGUUCAAUAGCUGGCGCUAUGAGUUCUUUGAAACCACCAGUGGAGCUUGAACUUGGUGAAAACAGAAAGUUGAGGGAUUAUAUACUGGAAACUGCAUCUAAACCUGAUUUUGACUAUCCGACGGAGUUCUUUACAUAUUGUGCCAAAUUAUGGAAGGAUGGAGGCAUACAGGAGACGUUUGAAAGAUCAAAUGAAUAUCAACUAAUCGACUGUGCAAAAUAUUUCCUUGACAAGGCUUUAGAGGUUGGUGCUCCAAACUACAUCCCAUCAGAACAGGAUAUUCUACGCUGUCGUGUUCUAACUUCCGGGAUAUUUGAAACCAAGUUCAGCGUAGAUAAAGUUAAUUUCCAUAUGUUUGACGUCGGCGGGCAGAGGGAAGAGCGCCGAAAGUGGAUACAGUGCUUUAACGAUGUCACUGCAAUCAUUUUUGUCGCUGCUUGUUCUUCGUACAAUAUGGUUUUACGUGAAGACCCUAGCCAAAACCGUGUAAAGGAGUCUCUAGAACUUCUUGCUUCCAUAUGGAACAACAGGAUUUUCCUGAUCGUCCGUGGCUACUGAGUCUGGAGUAUCCUGUGUAGAUAGCAUUUUUUGGAUACUAGUACUUUUUUGGUCAUGGAGGUGGUCAUGGCUUAUCAAGUUUCAGCCCGUUACAAUCAAACUAUUUAAACGUUAGUGUUGAAGAUACUGACUGAUAUUGUCUGACAGUUGUUUUUAAUUCUAUAUGAACUUCAGUUGCAAGAAUGCCACGCAUACUUUGUCACUAAGUGCCUUCACAUCUGCAUCAGAUACCCUUUGUUCGUCAAUGAUGGUGCUCAGGUACAUGAGAGUGUCCAUCUCUUCUAGUGC